This is a messenger RNA of Tigriopus californicus, 6036 nucleotides long. RefSeq lists its product as uncharacterized. Lineage: Eukaryota; Metazoa; Arthropoda; Copepoda; Harpacticoida; Harpacticidae. The record is from RefSeq and is a predicted model, not a curated record. Gene Ontology annotation, cellular component: chromosome. Gene Ontology annotation, molecular function: chromatin insulator sequence binding. The transcript has 4 exons. Gene Ontology annotation, biological process: regulation of transcription by RNA polymerase II. The coding region runs from base 396 to 6011 and encodes 1871 amino acids.
CAUUGCAUCUUAGGACAUUUUGCAUUUGCAUUAUGUUUAUUCAGAGAUAUGUAACUAAAUGCAUAACCGAAAUCCCCUCAUUUCAGAGCCUAUCCUCACAGGUUGACCCCUGCCGUAUUAUAUCAAGUGAGGUCACCCAACUGGCAGCUGGAUCAGAGCCUUCCAAGUGCGCCACCAUUGAAUGUUAUUUUGCAGGAUAACGCCCCCUAUGGAGCAAUAACUGAAGCUCGAAAUCGAAGCUGUGAAUAGCGUCUAUUCAAGCGUCAAUCUUUGGGUCCUUCAGACCUUCUGCGAAGUGCGAACCUCACCGCACGUGGUUAACCAUGAAUCGGCGUAUUCUCAAUGGUCCCUAUGCAAUGUGACUUCCCUACUCGCUUAAUUAACGUUAUCUGAAAAUGGAAUCGCCAGUCUCGCCGGGUCCCCCUCCCAAGGGGGUGCAUCUGUCCAAAGUAUCUUUAGGCCAAUGGCAAUUGUUCGUACAAGAGCAAGAGCCCGACCUGCUGAUUAAUGACCAGCCUUUCGUGGCCUUGACCAUGAUGUACCAUUCCGAGACUCACGAAUACAUUUGGCGGGUUCUCGGACGACUCGUCGAAUCCGGACAAGUUAGCGGGUUCUCGGCGUUUCUCGGUAAAUGCCAUCAGUUGUUUAAUAAUGGCACACCUUGCUUAGGCAUGAAGCCUCCGGAUGCCAAAUUUCCACUGUCCUGCCAGUUUUCAAAGAACUGUUCCAUCAUGAUUCCCAAAUCCAGUGAAUCUCAGACAUGUCAAGCCUGUCAGACAUCCUUGGAGGAUCCGGUCCAAUUUUGGCGGGCAAUCCAAGAAGUGGCUGAAGAUAUGCUAUAUGAUCGAGGAUACAAAACAUUCGAUGCCUUGAACCGAAGCUAUCCUCCCGUCAAAGCGUGGCAAUGUAUUAUGUGCUCGAUGCAAGUACCUUUGUCCGAUAUUAGAACGCAUUUAGAAAAGGAACAUUUAUUGAGCCAUUUUGUUUGUUUCCAUUGCGAUGAUCGAUUUGUGGAUGCCAAGGAUCUGUCUUUUCACACCCUGCAAGCGCAUCCCGAGAUUCAAGAGCUUUUUUGUCCACUCUGUCCCGAGAAUGUCCCCAUCAACGGCGAGAUUGAUAGCUUGGCCAACCACUUCCGGAUAUGCUUUGAGAACAAGAACAAGAUUGUGGAUCAAGAAGAAACUGCUCGUAGAGUGUUGGUGUGCCAAUUUUGCACCUCACCAUUCUUCUCGAAAAAAGUGUUUGAGAAACAUGUAGUCGCGUGUGUGGCUUCGAGGGGUCGGACUCAAGUUGCUGAAGACGAUGUCGUCCAGCGAGUUCAACAUGUGCAAGAGGUCGACAAACGGGUUCAACCGGCAAGUGAUUCCUCCAUGAUGUCUUCGACCUCAAAGACAAAACUAUUGCCCCCGCCAAUUGAUAACCCCCUGGAAACCCGAGCAAAUCAUCCUGGCCCCUCCAAAGCCACAUGUCCGGAAUGCUGGAAGAAGAUUGGGGCCAAGUUCUUGUCCCGACAUCUCAUGGUCCAUCAUCGUUUGGGUGAUUUCAAGUGUAGUACAUGUUCAGUGACCUGUCAGAGUGCCGAGGAACUUACAAAUCAUUUCUCUGAUGCUCAUCCUUCCCAAUUAGACCAAGUCUGUCCCAAUUGUGCCAAAGACGUGGAUAUUUCGAAUGAUCGGCAAAGCUUUGUUCAUCACGUGAAAGCCUGUCACAAAAUCAUCUUCUUGACCAAUAUGAAGGGAAAACGUGUUCCGUUUAAAGGCUCCAUCUGCUCCGAUUGUGGCCAAAUCUUUCGCAACAAGGCAGCCCUGGAUCAACACGAACUUCAGGCGUGUAAUCAAAUGGUACCAAUGAAACGAAACAAGACUUACUCCAAAGAAUCCAGCCUAUCCGAACCCUCUGCACCCCAUCACCAACAAAAUGGCUCGAUCAAUCAAAUUUCCUUUAGCUGCGCCUUCUGUUCCGAAAUCUGCGACUCUCGUGAAAGUCUUGCCAACCAUCUCAAAGUGACGUGCGAUGUUAAUUUACGUACUAGUCAUCCUACUGAUAGCGUAAGGGAUUUCUUACCAUUGUCACGGGUAGACGAGUUUCUGGAAAGCUCCGUUGAUCUGGAAUUGGAGUCAGUUGAUGUCAUGGAUGAUCUGGACAGGGUCAAAGUAGAGCCUGAACCCAAGGAUAUUACAUCCAAAGAUCCUUUAUGUUUGAACCUACCGAAACCACAAGUAGUUGUCAUGUACCGGAAUGUUCAAAAAACUGCAAAAGAAGUGCGGGUUGUACCUCCCAUAUCAACUUAUUCCAAUCCAACGCAGUGCCAAAUCUGUUUUAGGAGGAUUCCCAACAGGAUCUUCCACAAGCACAUGAUGUUCCGUCACCAAAUGGGUCAAUUUCUGUGUCUCAAGUGCCUGCAGCAAUUCGAAACGGCCACACAAAUAUCUCGUCAUACUAUUGCUCAUUCGGAUGUGACAGAGUUGAAUUGCCCCAAUUGUAAGAAGGAUAUCAGCCUAGGUUCUGACCGUAAAGGCCUCGAGGAUCACAUUCAAACCUGUCACAAGCUUAAAUUUCGUUGGGAUGGAACCACCCAAAAGCACGUCGAGUACAUCGGGCGUGUCUGUAUGGAUUGUGGGAAGGAUUACGAGACACUUGAACAAUUGAUGAGACAUGAAGCCCUAGACACUUGUGAAUCUGGACGACAUGCGCCCGAACAAAGAAAGAAAUAUGUCUAUCAUUUGCGAAAACUCAAGAAGCAAAUCCAACACCGAAAAAUUUCAUCGUCUCACGUGAUUUGCGACAUUUGUGGCGAAAAAUUGGUCGGUAACGAAAAGUUGAAGUAUCACCAUAGGCAGAAACAUCCAGUCAAUUCAUGUCUGUGCCCUUUCUGUGGCAUGGAGUGCUCAAACAAGUCGACUUUGCAGUAUCAUCUCAACAAGUUCCAUCCAAAAUCUGACGAGACCACGUGUAAAGACUGCGGAUUGAUCAAGCCUACCGUAUCAAGUCUCAAAGCUCACGCCCGGAUUCACAAACCGCCUGAAAUUUUGUGUCCGAUUUGUGGCAAGAGAUUUACCAAACCUGAAUAUUUAACCUUGCAUAACCGCAUUCAUACGGGAGAGAAACGAUAUAAGUGCGAUUUAUGCGACUUCAAGACUGCGGUUGGAUCUAAUUUAACCAACCACAAAAAAACCAUGGAAAUAGAAGCAAAUGAGAAAGAAGACCAUCCAUCGGAAUUGGCAAAUCUGGUCAAGGUCCCAUUGGGUCAAUGGCAGUUAUUCUUACGAGAAAACCCCGACCUGUAUAUCAAUGGACAGCCUUUCGUGGGCUUGACUUUGAUGUACCAUCCCAAGACUCACGAAUACAUCUGGAGAGCUUUGGGAAAAAUCGUCGAAUCUGGACAAGUCACCACUUACCGCGAGUUCUUGGACCGAUGUCGCAAAUUUUUCAAUAGCGGCGUCCCUUGUUUAGGGAUGAAAUCUCCGGAUGCUCAGUUUCCAUUGUCUUGUCAAUUUUCUGACAAUUGUUACAUCAUAAUCCCCCAAUCUACUGGAGCCACAGCCUGCCAAGCUUGUCUUCAAUCGGCCGACGAUCCCGUGGGAUUUUGGCAAGAAAUCCAGAAUGCCGCUCAAGACAUCAUCUAUGAUGGGGGCGUCAAGACCCUGGAUGCUUUGAACCGAAGCCACGCCAAAGCCUGGCCUUGUCUGUUGUGCUCGGUUCAGGUGCCUCUGGCCUCCAUUAAAGGCCAUUUGGAACAAGAGCAUUUUCUGUGUCACUUUGUUUGCCACCAUUGCGAUGAUCGAUUUGUGGAUGCCAAGGAUUUGUCUUUUCACACCCUCCAAGAGCAUCCCGAGGUUCAAGUACUUUUUUGUCCACUCUGUCCGACCAAUGUGCCUUUGAGCGGUGGGAUUGAUGGCCUGGCCAAUCACUUCCGUGUUUGUUGUAGUAAUAAACACAAGAUCUUGCGGCAAAACGAGACAGGAAUAAUGGUUUUUGAAUGUCAACUUUGCCAUUUGAAAUUCGGAUCGAAAGAAAUGGCCCAGAAACACGUUGAUGAGUGCCGGGGCCUCAGGGCCUUAAAAUCGGUGAUAGAAGUGAUCGAGAGUGAAAAAGUGAAUAGUGUCCAAGCUCCCCAUGUUCCUACCAAUGCGUCUUUAGUGUUGAACAAAGACUGGCCAACCUUCUCCAAGGACAGCCAAAAUAGACAGAGUGAUUCAUCCAAAAUAUCGUGCCGUCUUUGCGACAAGGAGAUUGGCGCCAAGUUCUUGUCGCGACAUCUCAUGUUCCAUCAUUGCAUGGGGGAUUUCAAAUGUAACUCGUGUCCAUUGGUAUAUCAGACGGCCAAAGAAUUAACAGAUCACAUCUCUGAUGCUCAUCCUUCACAAACGAGUCAGAUUUGUCCCAAUUGUGCCAAAGAUGUGCCCAUUUGGGACAGGAGACGAACUCUAGCCAACCACAUGGAAACCUGUCACAAAAUCAUUUUCUUGACCAACAUGAAAGGGAAACGCGUUCCAUUUAAGGGCUCCAUCUGCUCCGAUUGCGGUCAAAUAUUUCGCAACAAGACAGACCUAGACCAGCAUGAAUCUCGGGGCUGCAACCAAGAAAUGCACAUGAAACGAAUGGAGACAUCUACUAAAACAUCCCACCAAAAGAAGUCUGUCCCAACCCUUCCUCAUCCGUUGGUUGGAAAUAAACAUAUCUGUGGAUUCUGUUCACAAACAUUUAGCUCAAGGAAUCAUCUAGCCAAUCAUCUUCAAAAGGCCUGUGAUGCCAAGUUGCGGACAAAUAAUCCCGAUGAUCUCAAUGGAAGUCCGUCAACGUUAUCGCGGGUGGAUGAGUUCCUUCAAAGUUCUCUUGAUCUGAAUUUGGAGACAGUGGAUGAUAUUGAUAGUCUGAAUAUGGUUGAAGCAAAGUCUGAUUUUCACAGCCCCCAAGAAACCAACGACAACUCGCCACAAGAUCCCUUGGCAAUUAACCCGGAACCAAAAGGUCGGAUCAUGUUCCUCAAUGUUCAGAAGCUGAAAAAUGACAUCCCCGAUGGUUCGCCAGAGUUGCGUUUAUCAAACAAGGUUGACUGCCAUGUUUGCUUCAAGAAACUUUCUCCCGAAUCUCUGCUCAAGCACAAAAUGUUUCGUCACCAACUUGGCCAGUUUGAUUGUCCGAAAUGCCGUUUGCAAUUUGUGACGGCUGAACACGUCUCCAAGCAUUUGACCGCACAUCCGGAUGUGUCCGAGUUGCGUUGCCCCAAUUGCAAACAAAGUGUGACUCUUGGAGCCGAUCUUAAAGGUCUCGUGAGUCACAUGGCAACUUGCUCCAAGCUCAAAUUCCGUUGGGAUGAAACAACCCAGGAGCAUGUUCAGGAUAUUAGACUUGAAUGCAUAGAUUGUGAGCAAGGUUUUGGCACUCCUGAAGAAUUGGCCGAGCAUGAAGAUGUCACUUGUACUUUCGAAGAGGAUGCAUCACGCUUGCGAGUGGAAUACCUUGAAAAUCUAAUCAAAAUGAGAAAUCGAACUCAAUACAUUAGAACCUCAUCGAAACACGUAAUCUGUGACGUAUGUGAUAGAAAGUUUGUCGGUGCUCACAAGUUGAAGGAUCACAAAGCCAAGCAACAUCCCAGCAAUCCAUUGUUGUGUGACACUUGUGGCAUGGAUUUCAUCAAUGAGACCAAGUUGCAGAUUCAUAUCAACCGCGCUCAUCCGACUUCUGACAAGCUCACGUGCAAAGAUUGCGGAUAUAGAGGAGGCAAUGAACGUUUACUAAGAGUACAUCAAGAAAUCCACGGACCUGCGAGACUGAUGUGUCCUACAUGUGGUAAGAGGUUUACCAGGAGAGUGUAUCUAAGGAGUCACAUGCGUAUCCACACGGGAGAGAAACCAUGCAAGUGCGAUUUAUGCGGCUACAGCACGGCAUUUAUAGGGAAUCUGAUCAACCAUAAGAAGUUUGUGCACCAAAAAAUACCCAGGGAACCGAAAAGUAAAAAAACCACUCGGAAAAAGCAACUUAAGGAGUAUCAGAGUAACCCACAAUAAAAGUAAAUCUGCCAAGUUCGUUAAA